AUGGCUGGCGGCAAGAAGAAAACACGAUCUCUCGAGCAUCACAACGUGCUGCUGCGAGCUUCAAGCACGAUAGCCGACCGAAUCCAACGCACACCUCCUCACUCGCUCUCUUUAUCACAAAGUAACUCGAUGGCCGAGAGAGGAGACAACGGACGUCAUCCGCCCCGCGAUCGCGACGAACACUACGACAGCGGAGCACAACGGAAAGAUCACAUCAAAGCUGGGCAACGGAUGGAUCGCAGGAUCGAGUCCGGGUUUUUAUUUCAGACUGCCUAUGGUCGUGCUUUCUGGAAAAGAUUUUCAGUCGCUGGUUCUCAAGGCUUCGCUGUAUAG
Myxozyma melibiosi is the source of this 333-nucleotide messenger RNA. RefSeq lists its product as uncharacterized. The record is from RefSeq and is a predicted model, not a curated record. The coding region runs from base 1 to 333 and encodes 110 amino acids. NCBI's taxonomy places the organism in Eukaryota, Fungi, Ascomycota, Lipomycetes, Lipomycetales, Lipomycetaceae. The transcript has a single exon.